This is a messenger RNA of Coregonus clupeaformis (lake whitefish), 7045 nucleotides long. Its product is annotated as CUB and sushi domain-containing protein 3. NCBI's taxonomy places the organism in Eukaryota, Metazoa, Chordata, Actinopteri, Salmoniformes, Salmonidae. The record is from RefSeq and is a predicted model, not a curated record. The transcript is spliced from 38 exons. The coding region runs from base 1 to 5529 and encodes 1842 amino acids.
AUGUUUGCUGUCCCCAGGACCAGUGCAUCCCAGUGCAGCUCUGUGCCUGAGCCCAGGUUCGGGAGGCGGUUAGGGAACGACUUUGGCAUUGGCACGGUGGUGCUGUUUGAAUGCAAUCCAGGCUACGCUCUGCACGGCGCCACUGCCAUCAGGUGUGAGGCCGUCCCCAACACUGUGGCUCAGUGGAACGGCACUGUGCCCACCUGCGUAGUUCCCUGUGGAGGGCUGCUGACGUCUCAUAAGGGGACCAUCCUUUCUCCUGGUUACCCAGAGCCCUACGCCAACUAUCUCAACUGUGUCUGGAAGGUCUCUGUACCAGAGGGAGCAGGCAUCCAAAUCCAGGUCAUAACUUUUGCCACGGAACACAACUGGGACUCCUUGGACUUUUUCGACGGCGUUGAUGGCAACGCUCCAAGGCUUGGCAGCUAUUCAGGUACCACCAUCCCUCAGCUCCUGAACAGCACCUCCAACAACCUCUACAUAACCUUCCAGUCCGACAUCAGUGUGUCUGCAGCAGGCUUCCACCUUGAGUAUACAGCAAUAGGUUUGGAUUCAUGCCCAGAACCUCAGCCCCCCCUCAACGGUGUCAAUGUGGGCCAGCGCUUCACUGUGGGUGACAUGGUUUCCUUUCAGUGUGACCAAGGCUACUCUCUGAAGGGUAAUGAAUACAUAACGUGUAUGCCAGGGCCCGUCAGACGAUGGAAUUACCCCGUACCUCUGUGCUUAGCUCAGUGUGGAGGCUCUAUGACAGAAUUCAGUGGAGUGAUCCUGAGUCCAGGCUUCCCAGGGAAUUACCCCAGCAGUGUGGACUGUACCUGGAGCGUGCAGCUCCCCAUAGGCUUCGGCAUUCACUUGCAGUUUCUAAACCUCUCUACUGAAGCGGUGCAUGACUAUCUAGAGGUGCGCAGCGGGAGUUUGGAGACGGGUUCGGUGAUCGAUAGGUUCAGUGGGUCUGUUGUGCCUGACUCUCUGUUCAGCACCACACAUGAGACCAGCUUCUUGUUCCACAGUGACUACUCUCAGAACAAACCUGGCUUCCACAUCAUCUAUGAGGCCUAUGAGCUCCAGCGCUGCCCUGACCCGAGGCCGUUCCGUAACGGCGUGGUGAUUGGCAGAGACUUCGGGGUGGGCCUGACCAUCUCGUUUGAGUGCCUACCAGGUUAUACCCUGAUUGGAGAGGUCUCACUCACCUGCCUGCAUGGGCUCAGCAGAAACUGGAACUACCCUGUACCAUCGUGUGAAGCCCAGUGUGGUGGUAAUAUCACAUCUCUGAAUGGGACCAUCUAUUCUCCCAGCCACCCAGCAGAGUACCCAAACUUCCAGGACUGCCUGUGGAGUGUACGGGUUCCCCCAGGGAACGGUAUCUACAUCAACUUCACCGUUCUCAACACUGAACCCAUCUACGAUUACAUCACUGUCUGGGACGGCCCUGACCAAGGCUCUCCUCAGAUUGGUCAGUUCAGUGGGAACACGCCCCAGAAAGCGGUCUAUACCACAGCCAAUCAUGUCCUCAUCAAGUUCCACAGUGAUUUCAGCACCAGCGGGUUCUUUGUACUUACCUACCAUGCAUACCAACUGAGAGUGUGUCAGUCUCCUCCAGCUGUUGCCAACGCGGAGAUCCUCACAGACCAUGACGAGUUUGAAAUAGGGGACAUCAUCAGGUACCAGUGCCUGCCAGGGUUCACCCUGGUGGGCUCGGAGAUCCUGACGUGCAGGCUGGGGGACAGGCUCCAGAUGGACGGCCCUCCGCCUCUUUGCCAAGUACAAUGUCCUGCCAACGAGGUCCGCUUCGACUCGACGGGGGUGAUCCUGAGUCCAGGCUACCCAGACAGCUACCCCAACCUCCAGACGUGUUCCUGGCUCAUCAACGUAGAGAAGGGCUACAACAUCACCCUCCACUUCCAACUCUUCCAGACAGAGAAGGAGUUUGACAUCCUGGAGAUAUUUGACGGUCCUAACAUCUACAGCCAGAUUCUGGCGUCACUAAGCGGUGACAUCACCACGCCCUUUAACCUCACGACCUCAGGUCAUCAGCUUCUUCUGCGCUGGUCCUCUGACCAUGGCACCAACAGGAAAGGUUUCCACGUCAGAUAUGUGGCUAUGUACUGCAGUACCCCAGACUCUCCCCAGCAGGGUUUUGUAGUGAGCCAGACAGGAGGGCAUCUCAACAGUGUGGUGCGUUGGGGCUGUGACCGGGGCUACAGGCUUAUUGGAAAGGCCACAGGUGUCUGUAAGAAGACGGCCUAUGGGUAUUUUGCCUGGGACUCGCCGGUACCUGCAUGUCAAGCUGUGUCGUGUGGCGUGCCCACUGCGCCGCUGAAUGGAGGUGUGCAGGCGGUUGAUUACUCCGUUGGCACACGUUUAACCUACUUCUGCAACAAUGGCUUCAGGCUGUCCUCCAAGGAUCUCACCACCACCGUCUGCCAGCCCGAUGGCACAUGGAGCAACCACAACAAAACACCCCGCUGCACAGUGGUGGUAUGCCCCAGUCUGGGCUCCUUCUCUCUGGACCACGGGAAGUGGACGAUCGUCAACGGGUCCAGUUACGAGUUCAGAACCAAGAUCAUCUUCAGCUGUAACCCGGGUUACUACCGGCUCGGCCCCGCUCACAUCCAGUGCAUGGCCAAUGGGGCGUGGAGCUGGCGGAACGAACGACCUCGAUGCAGAAUCAUUUCCUGUGGAGAGCUGCCCACUCCUCCAAAUGGGAGAAAGAUUGGAACUCAGACUACCUUUGGAGGCUCGGCCAUCUUCAGCUGCAUCCCUGGAUACAUCCUGGUGGGAUCCACCGUGAGGGAGUGCAUGCUGUCGGGACUGUGGAGCGGCACAGAGGCUCAAUGCCUGGCUGGUCACUGUGGUAUCCCGGAGCAGAUUGUGAACGGCCAGGUGAUAGGGGAGAACUUUGGCUACAGAGACACCGUGGUGUACCAGUGUAACCCUGGCUUCAGACUCAUAGGAUCCUCAGUACGCAUCUGCCAGCAAGACCACCUCUGGUCCGGACAGCUGCCGCUGUGUGUCUCCAUCACAUGUGGCCAUCCAGGCAGUCCCAUCUAUGGAAGAACUACAGGGGAUGGAUUCAACUACAACGAUGUGGUCAGCUUCUUCUGUAACAAAGGCUACAUACUGGAAGGAGCAGUCAGAGCCCAGUGCCAGGCGAGCCGCCAGUGGAGUCAACAGCCACCGACAUGCAGAGUGGUGAACUGCACAGACCCAGGCAUCCCGGCUAACUCUAUCAGAGAGAGUAAGACAGAGCACGGUAACUUCACGUUGGGCAGUGUGGUGUUCUACCACUGUAACCCUGGAUACUACCUAUUUGGUUCCUCUGCACUGACCUGUCAACCUACUGGCCACUGGGACAAACCUCUACCUGAAUGUCUCGAGGAGGACUGUGGGAACCCUGGCUCUCCUCCCUACGGUACCAUGGUUGGGGAAAAGUUCUCGUUUGGCUCCCUGGUGCAGUACUCCUGUUCAGGGGACAGAGAGCUGAUUGGAGAGUCAUCAAUCACCUGUCAACUCAAUGGACACUGGAGCGGCCCCAUACCUCACUGUUCAGGAGACUCUGUAGGAAGCUGCGGGGACCCUGGUACACCCGUCCAUGCAAGCAGAGAGGCCAGCAGCUUCCAUCUGCGCAGUAAAGUGCGCUUCACCUGCACUGUGGGCCACACACUAUACGGCUCAGCUGAGAGGAUCUGCUUCCCCAACGGAACCUGGUCUGGGAGACAGCCCUUCUGCAAACCGGUGCACUGUGGUAACCCAGGGACCCCUGCUCACGGCCGUAUUUUCCGGGUCGACGGUACGACCUUCACCCACUCUGUAGUCUACUCCUGUAUGGAUGGAUACCUCCUCUCCGGCAUGCCCACCAGACACUGUCUGGCCAACGGCACCUGGUCCGGCACCGCUCCUAACUGCACCAUGAUCAGUUGUGGAGACCCAGGUGUUCCUGCUAAUGGUCUGAGGUUUGGAGAGGACUUCACUGUGGGCCAGAACAUCUCCUUCAUGUGCCAGCCUGGCUACCUGAUAGAGGCAGGCGGGGCCACAGCUCGCACCUGUACCCACAACGGCACCUGGAGUGCCAUCACACCCAUCUGCAAAGUGGUGACCUGCCCUCGGCCCCCUGACAUCCAUAACGGCCUCCUGGAGGGGUCAGUGUUUGAGUGGGGGACCAGUGUGAGCUACAGCUGCCUGCCCGGAUAUGAGCUCUCCUUCCCAGCUAUCCUGACCUGUGUGGGUCUGGGCUCCUGGAGAGGGGAUCUGCCUCAGUGUCUGCCCAAGUUCUGUGGAGACCCUGGUACCCCAGCCAAGGGGAAAAGAGAAGGACGUAGUUUCAUCUACAAGUCAGAGGUUACGUUCAGCUGUAGCGCCCCCUAUGUCCUGGUGGGGUCAACUACACGCAUCUGUCAGGACGACAGCAUCUGGAGCGGCUCUCAGCCACGAUGCAUAGAACCAUCCAGGACGACCUGUGAGAACCCAGGAACACCUGAGUACGGCUCCAUGAACAUCAGCCUGGGGUUUAAGGUGGGCAGUAAGGUGGAGUUCCAGUGCCAACAGGGCCACCUACUCCAGGGUUCCACCACCCGACUCUGCCUGUCUGACCUGACCUGGAGCGGCUCUCAGCCAACAUGCAUCCCCCACUGGUGUAAGCAGCCCAAAACCCCUCCAAAUGCAGACGUGGUUGGGAUGGACCUUCCUCUAUAUGGCUAUACCCUGCUCUACUCCUGCCAGCCUGGCUUCAUCCUGUCUGGGGGGUCAGAACACAGGGUCUGCAGGUCUGAUGGAAGCUGGACCGGCAAGGUCCCCAUCUGCAGAGUGGGCUCCAAACUGACAGAGAAACCUACCAUACCCUUACAGGGAACGCCAAGACCCAACAUACAUGUCCCUGAUGACGUCUUUGCCCCUGACUUCAUCUGGAGAGGCUCCUACGACUACAAGGGUCAGAAACAACCAAUGACUUUGACAAUCACCAGUUUUAAUAGCAGCUCAGGAACAGUGAACGUGACGCUAAGCGACAGCAACAUGGAGUUCCUGCUGUCCGGAGUGUAUAAGAACCGUGAGGCCAGGUUAAUGCUCCUGCUGUAUCAUAUGAAAGCCCUGGCCCACAGCACGUAUAGCCGGGUUACGGAGGAGACCUGGGCUAUGGAUGGUUUUGUCUCAGCUGAACCUGGUGGUGGCAGUUAUGUAUUCCAAGGCUUCAUACAGGGGAAAGACUAUGGACAGUUCGGACUGCAGAGACUAGGUAUGAAGGUGAGAGAGACGAACAUCACAACUCCGGGAACUCCUCAUGUCACCAACAGUAGCUUUGUGAUCAUAGCCAUCCUGGUACCUUUCUUUGGCCUGGUGUUGGCAGGCCUGGGAUUCUAUCUCUACAAACAACGGAAAACGGAUCAGACCCAGUACAGCGGAUGUUCAGUCCACGAGAACAACAACGGUCAGGCCACGUAUGAGAACCCCAUGUACGACACCAACACCAAGUCUGCAGAGGGGAAAGUGGUUCGCUUCGACCCUAACCUCAACACUGUAUGCACCGUGGUUUGAAGAUAUGGGUGUGCCAAACGCACCGUGAUUUUGAAGAUGGUUUGCCAAACAAAAAGCUUGUUCAGAAACGCAGCACUGGUUUGAUGAUGAUGUUUGAUGUGUGUGCCGAACGGGAUGCUUGAGAGUUCUUGGUUUUAAAAAAAUGUUUUCGAUGUCUUACCUUUAUAAUAUCUCUCUGCAACAGAAAAGCAAAGCACACCUUCAGGAACAAUAGUUGUGUGUAUGGAUGUUGGAUGGGUGAGUCAGCAAGCAGUGCUCAAAUGAGACUGUCCUCUUUUAAAAAAUAAAUCUUCACCAGUUAUUGCUAACUACAGUCUAAUGAAUAAUACCCUCCGACGUAUUGGUGCACAGAGUUGUUUACGCUCUAGUCAACUCAAAGGAUGGAGUGUUGUUAAGGCAACCAAAUGGAACCCUAGUCAUUUCCUGUUGUAGUUAUCAGACCUGGGUUCAAAUACUAUUCGAAAUCAUCCCAAUAAUUUUAGCGUUUGCUCUAGUCUGUCUCGGGGUACCAGAUGGGUGGAGGGUUUGUCCUUUUGCGACUAUAUUUUUUGGGUUCAAUUGCGACAAGCAAGCUCAAUAAAGCACAGAUAAGGUAUUUUAAAUGAAAUCGAUGUAUUUAUUUAUUUUAUUGGACAUAUUUAAAAUAUAUAUAGAGUUGACUCAUUCGUCUGAGCACAACAAUACAUUACAAAUGUGUAUCAAAUCCUAUUUGAACCCAGGUCUGUCUGCUAGUUUUUUUUCCAGUAGUAGUAGUAUAUAUCCCCUCUCUCUGCAUUGCUAGGUUUAAUUCCCCUGGAUCUGAUUAAGAGCGCGUCUCAGACUUAAGGCCUCAAUCAGAUCAAGCACCAACACGAUGAUACCAGACACCCGCAUUGCUGAUGUUCUAGGCGGUGUCGGAGGUGGAACUGCGUUGGAGCCGUCCAAUCAGUGAGCAGCUACUCUUGUGUAUCAUUGUCACGAAGCCACACCCGCCCCACUCGCGUUAGAAGUUCAGACCCCAAUGGCAAUGUCCGCUUUAGGUAUAAUGCCGGGAGCUCUAAAGCGGUUCCACCUCCAACACAUCAAACAUCAGCGAUGCGGAUGUUGGCUAAAGUGGAUCUAAUUUAACCUAAGAGUUCCUCUCAGCGUGAGUCGAUCAAAGUGAUCUGUGCUGUUCAUUUCCCACACUGUGAUGUCAGAGAGAGACAGUGAAACUAGAACGGCUGUUUGAAUACUGUGCUAUACUGUCAGUGUACAUAAUGUCACUGUACUGAACGCACUCUUAACGCCAAUUAUACUUAAGAUUGGAUGUAUCAUGUCUCUACAUCCUGACUGAGAACUUAAGGAUGUAUCGUGUCUCUACCCACUGACUGAGAAUUUAAGGAGAAAUGUUAUCAUAAAAGUACGGUAUUUUCUUUGUGUGAUGGAGAGAACAUGAAUUUCCUUUUCUUUGUUGAGGUUUUGGUUUGAGUUACAGUGGCUUGCGAAAGUAUUCACCCCCUUGGCAUUUUUCCUAUUUUGUUGCCUUACAACCUGA